Pangasianodon hypophthalmus (striped catfish) is the source of this 1251-nucleotide messenger RNA. RefSeq names its product rhamnose-binding lectin-like. The transcript has 12 exons. NCBI's taxonomy places the organism in Eukaryota, Metazoa, Chordata, Actinopteri, Siluriformes, Pangasiidae. Bases 26 to 949 code for a protein of 307 amino acids. The record is from RefSeq and is a predicted model, not a curated record. Gene Ontology annotation, molecular function: carbohydrate binding.
CAGCUUAGACACCUCCAGCAUCACAAUGCUCUUCCUGAAGCUCAUGCUACUCAGCUUACUUACUGCAGCACCUGGCUUACUUGUUUCUGGAGAGAACAUGAUUACCUGCUAUGGUUAUGUCCAGCACCUGCACUGUGACACUGGACUGAUAAUAGUGAAGUCUUCUGUGUACGGCCGUACAGACAGCAACAUCUGUAGUACUAAUCACCCCCCUAGUCAGGUUGCUAAUACCAGCUGUGCCUUGGAGAUUUCCACAAUUGCUGAUAGAUGCAAUGGACUAAGAGAGUGUGAAUUAAAGACGGAUUUACUUGGCAACCCUGACCCAUGUUAUGGAACUUACAAGUACUACAACACCACCUACGACUGCUUCAAUGGCCGGCUUGUUGUGAUCUGUGAGCAUGGCUACAGCACACUGGACUGUGGAGAUGGUUAUAUUUACAUCAUAAAUGCAAACUACGGGCGUGGUGAUUCUAUAACCUGUUCAAGUGGACUCCCCAGUACUUGGACGGAGAACACCAACUGUUACGCUCCGAACACACACUCAACUGUGGCCGCACUGUGUAAUGGACGGAAGAGUUGCACUGUAGAAGCUUCAUCCACCAUUUUUACAGAUCCUUGUGUUGGGACUGCUAAAUACCUCGCUGUGUCCUACAUCUGCUCUAGGGAAAUUGUGGCCUGUGAACUCUAUACUGCUGUGCUGAACUGUGGUGCUCAUCGUAUAAAGAUUAUUUGGGCUAACUACGGCCGAACCGAUUCCACCACAUGCUCUGAUGGACGACCUGCCAUUCAACUCUCCAACACAAACUGCUACACGUCUGACACAGAAAAUAAAGUUGUAGCUAGAUGUGAAGGACAGAGCAGCUGCCUGGUCCCUGCUACCAGUAAUUUCUUCUCUGACCCCUGCCCUAAGACCUAUAAGUACCUGAAAAUUGUGUAUGCCUGUAUCUGAUUUACUGGCAGAAUAACUUUUGGGAAUAACUUUUGGGAACUUCUGGAAUUCCAGCUUUCUCCCCAGUGGCUUCUCUUCAGCCUGAAAAAGAAUCAGACCAAGUUUUACAUACGCAGCCAUGCAGAUGAUACAGUGCAGGAGUUUUGGUGUUAGUGUACUUAACAUUUGCAUGCUAUAUAAUUUUUACAUUUAGAUUUACAUUUACAUAAUCAACUGCUGUAAUGAUUUUAUUUCUGAAACUUACUUAUUUGCUCUUACAUGUAAUCACUUCCUCCUAAACUAAUCCACUUUAAUUAUGACUG